AUGGCCCAAUCCACGCAUACCUAUAAACAAGGCCACACCGCCAGCACGCUCGCGACACAUCUGCUCCGGACGGCGGAAGUUGACGGAGGGUUUUUACUGCCUCACAUUCAGAAGAUUCACCAUAUCUUGGACAUAGGCUGUGGCCCAGGAACCAUUACAACCGGCUUCGCCAAGUACGCCUCUGAAGGACGAAUCGUUGGCGUGGACUUUUCAGAGGGAGUGCUGGAAAAGGCGAGAGCGCUGGCGUCGGAAGCAAAAAUCCCUACUGAAGGCCCAGGGUCGGUAGUCUUCCAGUACGGUGACGUCCUCAAGACGUUGCCCUUCGACGACGAGACGUUCGAUAUCGUCUAUUGCUCCCAAGUCUUUGGCCACCUGCCACCACCAGAUCAGCCUCUGCAAGCGCUUGCUGAGAUUCGCCGGGUCCUGAAGAAGGGAGGCAUCUUGGCCACUCGCGAUGGUGUAGCACAACAUUUCUACCCGUCCUCCCUCAAUCUCGACAAGCUGUGGGGUGAGAACGCUUAUCGAGUUUAUAUGGGCGAGGCGUACGGCAAGUAUACGCCGACGAAUCAGCAAAUGCCGGCCUUACUCAGACGCAGAGGAUUCGACGUCGAUGAGAAGGUCGAAGUCAGCGGUGCAGCCAGUAUGCUUACUGGUCGUGAAGCCCGAGUGUGGCUUGCGAAUCGUGGUGCUGGGCAGUUGAAGAAGGGUGAGCCAUUCUAUCAGAGCUGGCUUGAUGCUGGAAUCUCUGAGGAUGAGAUCGGAGAAACGUUGAAAGCAGUCAAUAAAUGGGCAGACACGGAAGACGCGUGGUUCUCGUCGACGCAGGUGCAAAUUUUGGCGUGGAAGUAA
This is a messenger RNA of Zasmidium cellare ATCC 36951, 849 nucleotides long. RefSeq lists its product as uncharacterized. The record is from RefSeq and is a predicted model, not a curated record. The transcript has a single exon. Gene Ontology annotation, molecular function: S-adenosylmethionine-dependent methyltransferase activity. NCBI's taxonomy places the organism in Eukaryota, Fungi, Ascomycota, Dothideomycetes, Mycosphaerellales, Mycosphaerellaceae. The coding region runs from base 1 to 849 and encodes 282 amino acids.